GAGAUAAUGGAACCAUGGUUGGCGUGCCCCAGGAGCCCCUGGCCAAUCGACGGGCGCCCAACCACGACUAAACCCGACUAACCGGGACCCCGGCCGUCGGGGGGGUUGCCGCUAGUACGACACUGCGAAAAGGAUGAUAAGCAUCGGGCCUAGCCAUGUGGCGACUGGUGGAAUAUCGAUGCCAUUACGAGACGCAUACGCCGUACUGUUGAGGGCCACCUCUCCGGUGAGACUGCGAGGUAUCGCCUUUCCCUGCCGUACCCCGUGCUGGGCAGCCACCCGGCCGUCGGCAUCGCUGCUCCCGUUCAUCUACCUGUGGUCGCUCUUGUUUGCGGGACUACGGGCCACUGCUGGACGGUACCCCCGGCCAGGUCGGUCGGCAGCAGUCCGAUGCCCAGAGGGGUGAAACAGCUGGCUGAAGGUCAUCAGCCCAUGUACACCUCCACAACCCCCCACGAGGGGUUGAGUACUUCUGGGGACUAGUGCCUGGGGACUUUUACUUUUCUACGAGCUGACCCC
Molecule: messenger RNA, 519 nt
Organism: Aspergillus heteromorphus CBS 117.55
Lineage: Eukaryota; Fungi; Ascomycota; Eurotiomycetes; Eurotiales; Aspergillaceae
Exons: 1
Coding region: 134-406 (90 amino acids)
Source: RefSeq, a predicted model, not a curated record